AUGCCAGCUCGUCCCAACCCCCUCAAAAUCGGCAUCAUAGGCGCCGGCCCAGUAUCCCUAACACUAGCCAACAUCCUCCAGAAAAACAGCAUUCCUUUCACCCUCUACGAGUCCUCCCCUGUAUUCCGCACCCAAGGCGGCUCCCUCGACCUACACCCCCAAACAGGCCAACUCGCGCUCAAAGAAGCAGGCCUAUGGGACCAAUUCAAGACGCACGCCCGCCCCGAAUCCGACGUCAUGAAAAUCGUCGCUGGCGAUGGCGCCGUGCUCUGGGACGAGAACACGCUCCACAAGCAAGAGGUCAGCGAGGCGGAUAAGUUCGACGGGAGGCCGGAAAUCGAUCGCCGCGCGCUGAUGAAGAUCCUGGGUGAGAAUCUGGACGGGGAGAGAGUUGUGUUUGGGAGGAAAUUGGACGAGGUUGUCCCCGCCGAGGGGGGAAAGUACGAUCUCCACUUCUCGCACGGUGGGAAAGAAACGGGAUUCGACGUCGUUAUCGGCGCGGAUGGCGCGUGGUCACGCGUGCGCAACCUGCUCACCGAGGAGAAACCAACGUACUCUGGCAUCUCCACCGUCGGCGUGACCUGCCUCGACGCUAGCGACAAUCCCUGGCUGCUCGACUACGUGGGCGCGGGAUCCAUGAUGUCCUUCGGCGAGGGCUGGGCUGUCCAGGCCCAGCGCGGAGACGGCGCGAGCCUCACAACCUACGCAUCGCUGCGCGUCCCCGAGGACUUCCUCGCCACGUGCGGGAUCGACUGGAGCGACGCCCGCUGCGCACUCCGGCAGUACGUCGACAAGUACUUCAGCCACAUCAGCGCGGACCUACAGCGGGUGAUUCUGGAUUCCGGGGACGACGUCACGCCGCGGCCGUUAUACGAGUUGCCUGUUGGUUUCACGUGGGCGUUUCGAUCGGGCGUGACGCUUGUGGGCGAUGCGGCGCAUGUUAUGACGCCGUAUGCGGGGGUGGGCGUUAAUGUCGGGAUGGCGGAUGCGCGGGUGCUGGCUGGGGAGCUUGUGGCUGCUUGGAGGGGGGAGAAGGGCGUUGAUGAGGCGUUGGGGGCGUAUGAGUUGGAGAUGCGUCCCCGGGCUGCUGGGAAUGCGAGGAAGACGUUGGAGGGGAAGAGGAAUCAUUUUAGUAAGGAUGGGGCGAGGGAGUUUGCGGAUAGGUUUAAGGCGCAUUAUGUUGUGGGGUAG
Molecule: messenger RNA, 1191 nt
Organism: Dothidotthia symphoricarpi CBS 119687
Lineage: Eukaryota; Fungi; Ascomycota; Dothideomycetes; Pleosporales; Dothidotthiaceae
Product: monooxygenase
Exons: 1
Coding region: 1-1191 (396 amino acids)
Molecular function (GO): FAD binding
Source: RefSeq, a predicted model, not a curated record